AUGAAGAGAACCAGCGGCGCGGCGUACCUGGCAGAGCGGGACAAAGCUGCGGACCCAAAGGCGGCUUCGAAGCUGAAGCCCAACUGGAAAGGUGUCGGCUUCGGCGACUUCCUGCGUGAGCAGGGUCCCAGAAAGCCUCUCUUCGAUCCUUUGCUAGAAUCUGAGUGUUCCGGCGGUCGUGUCUCGGCAAAAGUGGCUGCAGAAGACGCCGGCCCAAAUUCUGGUCUCAUCCCCAAGUACUCUUGGUGGCAAUUUUGCGAUGAUGGGCCGCCCAACGUGGUGGAGGAGAGUUCGGUGGAUUUGUCAAAGCUCGCGAAAGUUCCUCUCGUAGCGUUGAUAGCACAGGUCGCGAGCAAAGAGACGAUCAACGAUGCUUCCUCAAAUCAGGGUUUCACCACCGCCAAGAGCCAGUCGCCGUGGACUGCUAAAGUAACAGCAGGCAAGAACGACUUGGUUCGGAUUCGACGGCCUGAGGGCAUCCGAUCAACCGGAGUAUGGCUGGUAGCAACCUUUCAAAAGGAUGGGGAGACUUGGAAAGUUCAAGCAGCCGACGAGCUCUAUCCGGAGAAUCGCUUGGAGGCAGUGGUCCGCCUGAGGUUCAAGGAGUUUAUCCAUGAUCAGGCCGAUAAAGAAGACGAGGAAGAUCCUAUGGCAGCCACCCGCAGGAUGUUGGAAGAAGCUAUGAAAUGA
Messenger RNA from Symbiodinium sp. CCMP2592, 690 nucleotides. The record is from the annotation of a GenBank genome assembly. NCBI's taxonomy places the organism in Eukaryota, Dinophyceae, Suessiales, Symbiodiniaceae.